AUGAAUGGAGACAACGCUUUGCAUUUUGCCAUUAAGCAAGAGUCGGAUAUUAUGGUUGAAGAGCGUCUUCGGCUCGAGUUCAACCACGAAUUCAGAAAUCUCGAUAGAGACACCGCAUUGCAUGUUGCAGCAUCCCGAGGCUAUGCCUGGGCUGUCCACCAGCCUCUUCGAUGGGGCGAAAAUUGCAACACAGAGGGCAAGGGGUUUAGGACACCGCUACAUCUUGCAAUGUGGCGAUACAUGGGAUAUUCGUGA
This is a messenger RNA of Coccidioides immitis RS, 255 nucleotides long. RefSeq lists its product as uncharacterized. The record is from RefSeq and is a predicted model, not a curated record. The transcript is spliced from 2 exons. The coding region runs from base 1 to 255 and encodes 84 amino acids. Lineage: Eukaryota; Fungi; Ascomycota; Eurotiomycetes; Onygenales; Onygenaceae.